This is a messenger RNA of Pieris macdunnoughi, 1359 nucleotides long. The record is from the annotation of a GenBank genome assembly. NCBI's taxonomy places the organism in Eukaryota, Metazoa, Arthropoda, Insecta, Lepidoptera, Pieridae.
AUGACGAAUUCCACAAACAUAGAUAUUAUCGGGAGUGUUAUGGAUGGUGUGGACAGUGGAAGUCUGGAAGUAAAGAAAUUCCCUAUAGAAUACAGGGUGUAUCCAAUACGAUGGCUGGUUCUCUUCAUAUUCGUUUUGUACUCUGCCAGUAACUCUAUGCAAUGGAUUCAGUACACCAUCAUACAAGACACGGUAGUAAAGUACUAUGGGGUGCCAGAAAUCGCAGUCUACUGGACUUCUAUGAUCUACAUGCUCGCUUAUAUCCCUUUAAUCUUUCCUGCUAGUUAUCUUCUAGAUAGAACGAAUCUUCGAGUAACAAUACUAAUAGGUUCGUUUGGAAACUGCGUGGGCGCCUGGGUGAAAGUCAUCUCAGUUCGCCAGGAUUUGUUCUGGCUUAGCUUUCUGGGGCAAACUGUGUGCGCAUUUGCUCAAGCCUUUGUUCUAAGCAUACCGUCACGAUUGGCUGCUGUCUGGUUUGGUGCUGGUCAGGUUUCUUCUGCUUGCAGCAUAGGGGUGUUUGGUAAUCAGCUAGGUACCGCUGUGGGAUUCCUGAUAACCCCAAUGAUAGUCCGCGCACAAGGUUCUAUGGAGCAAAUAGGAGAAGAUUUCAAAUUUCUCUUCUACCUUGUCGCUGGCUUCACUACUUUACUGUUUGUGCUCAUUAUCUUAUUCUUUAAAGCAGCACCAGCCACACCACCUUCAGCAGCAGCAGACCAGGAAUUAGCAAUUGACUCAAACUUCCUCAAAUCUUUGAAGAAUUUACUGACGAAUCGAAACUACUUGCUGUUACUAAUCUCUUAUGGCAUAAAUGUUGGUGUGUUCUAUGCUAUUUCGACGCUACUGAAUGAAUUGGUAUUGAGGUAUUACGUGGGAGCAAAUGAAGACGCAGGUAGAAUAGGCGUCGUGAUUGUGGUAGCAGGAAUGGUUGGGUCUGUUGUUUGUGGGGUCAUCAUUGACAAGACUCACUGGUUUAAGGAGACCGCACUUGCCGUAUAUGCUGCGUCAACCAUCGGAAUGGUCAUUUUUACCUUUACUUUGAACUGUGGAUACAUCAGUGUUGUGUACUCCAGUGGCAUUUUGCUUGGAUUCUUCAUGACAGGAUACUUACCGGUCGGAUUCGAAUUUGCUUCAGAAGUCACUUACCCUGAACCCGAGGGAACAACGUCCGGUCUACUUAAUGCUGGUGUUCAGGUCUUUGGUAUCGUUUUAACCCUGCUCUUCCAAUGGAUGCUAGGCACAGUUGGGGACCGAUGGGCGAAUGUGACCAUGUGUGCUAUUCUCGUUCUUGGUACUGUCCUUACAGCUGUCAUACAGUCAGACUUACGACGUCAAGCUGCAGAAAAGAAAGAGCCGAAAUAG